Phasianus colchicus (ring-necked pheasant) is the source of this 3804-nucleotide messenger RNA. It is a transcript of the gene ATP2C1, whose product is annotated as ATPase secretory pathway Ca2+ transporting 1. Gene Ontology annotation, molecular function: ATP hydrolysis activity; P-type calcium transporter activity; ATP binding. The record is from RefSeq and is a predicted model, not a curated record. Gene Ontology annotation, cellular component: membrane. Gene Ontology annotation, biological process: calcium ion transport. Lineage: Eukaryota; Metazoa; Chordata; Aves; Galliformes; Phasianidae.
UGCCCACGAGAGCACUUGGCUGCUUAAGCUGGCACUGAACACUCAUGCAACUGAUUUCAUAAAUGCAAACCUAUUGUCAGCAGGUUCACUUGUUUGUUAGAAAGCAUUUUCAGGUCUGUAGCCAAGAGAGAGGCCAAUGCUGACACAACCACCACUGAGAUGUUGCUGCAGGUGGGGGCAGAGGGAGCGGUGUGAUUGCCGGGGAUCUCGGGGCGGCUCUCUCUCCAGCUCUCAGCUCCCGCUCCGGCGCCGCUGUUGCUAAAGACUUUUGUAACUCUCGACUCACGUACGAUUUCGAUGGAAAAUGAAGUGUCUCUAUGUCAGAGAGCCCUGCUGAUUGAUAAUGGACUAUGGAGUAUCCAUGCUAAGCUGCUGCUGCACACAUCCAAGGUUGCACGUCUUGAACAAAUCCCCGAUGGUGACAAUGAGACAAUGAUUCCUGUACUGUCCUCAAAAAAAGCAAGUGAAUUGCCAGUUGAUGAAGUUGCAAGCAUUCUGCAAGCUAAUCUUCAGAAUGGCUUGAAAAACUGUGAAGUGUGUCACAGACGGGCAUUCCAUGGAUGGAAUGAAUUUGAUAUUAGUGAAGAUGAACCUCUCUGGAAAAAAUAUAUUUCCCAGUUUAAAAAUCCCCUUAUUAUGCUUCUCCUGGCAUCUGCCGUCAUCAGUGUUUUAAUGCAUCAGUUUGAUGAUGCUGUCAGUAUCACUGUGGCGAUACUGAUUGUUGUUACAGUUGCCUUUGUUCAGGAGUACCGAUCAGAAAAAUCUCUUGAAGAGCUUAGUAAACUUGUGCCUCCAGAAUGCCAUUGUGUGCGAGAAGGUAGAGUGGAACACACGCUUGCGAGAGACUUAGUCCCAGGUGAUACAGUCUGCCUGUCUGUUGGAGACAGAGUCCCGGCUGAUCUGCGUUUAUUUGAGGCUGUGGACCUUUCUAUCGAUGAAUCCAGCCUCACAGGUGAGACGGCUCCCUGUGCUAAAUCUACAGCUCCUCAGCCAGCAGCUACCAAUGGAGACCUCACUUCAAGGAGCAACAUUGCUUUCAUGGGAACCUUGGUCAGAUGUGGAAAAGCAAAGGGCAUUGUUAUUGGAACAGGAGAAAACUCUGAAUUCGGGGAGGUUUUCAAAAUGAUGCAAGCAGAAGAGGCUCCAAAGACACCGUUGCAGAAGAGCAUGGAUCUCUUAGGAAAACAGCUUUCUUUGUAUUCCUUUGGUAUAAUAGGAGUUAUUAUGCUGGUUGGCUGGUUGCAAGGAAAACAUAUCCUUGAUAUGUUCACAAUUGGCGUGAGUUUGGCUGUAGCUGCAAUUCCUGAAGGACUCCCAAUUGUAGUAACAGUGACACUGGCCCUUGGUGUGAUGAGAAUGGUGAAGAAACGGGCUAUUGUAAAGAAACUGCCUAUUGUUGAAACUUUAGGAUGUUGCAAUGUAAUUUGUUCGGAUAAAACUGGGACUCUGACAAAGAAUGAGAUGACGGUUACUCACAUUUUUACAUCAGAUGGGCAGCAUGCUGAGGUUACCGGGGUAGGUUAUAACAGGUUUGGAGAUGUGAUGCUUGAUGGUGAAGUUAUUCAUGGUUAUAACAACCCAUCUGUUAGCAAAAUUGUUGAGGCUGGCUGUGUCUGCAAUGAUGCUCUGAUAAGAAACAACACCUUAAUGGGGAAGCCAACUGAAGGGGCUUUAAUUGCACUUGCAAUGAAGAUGGGUUUAGACGGGCUCCAGGAGGACUAUAUAAGGAAGGCUGAAUAUCCCUUCAGCUCAGAGCAGAAAUGGAUGGCAGUUAAAUGUGUUCACAGAACACAGCAGGACAAACCAGAGGUUUGCUUCAUGAAAGGUGCUUACGAACAAGUCAUUAGGUAUUGUACAUCAUAUAACUGUAAGGGGCAGACCCUUCCUCUUGUUCAGCAACAGAGAGAGCAGUACCAGCAAGAGAAGACAUCUAUGGGCUCUGCAGGACUUAGGGUUCUGGCUCUAGCUUCUGGUCCUGAGUUAGGGCAGAUGACCUUUCUGGGACUUGUGGGAAUAAUUGAUCCUCCACGAACUGGUGUAAAAGAAGCUGUUACUACACUUAUUAUGUCGGGAGUUGCAAUAAAAAUGAUUACUGGAGAUUCACAGGAGACUGCAGUUGCCAUUGCUAGUCGACUAGGAUUGUAUUCUAAAAAUUCACAGGCAAUCUCUGGAGAAGAAAUAGAUGAUCUGGAUAUCCAGCAGCUUUCUCAAAUAACACCCAAGGUUGCAGUAUUUUACAGAGCCAGUCCCCGACAUAAAUUAAAAAUUAUAAAGUCCCUGCAAAAUAAUGGUGCAGUAGUAGCUAUGACAGGAGAUGGAGUGAACGAUGCUGUUGCUCUGAAGGCUGCAGAUAUUGGUGUAGCAAUGGGACAAACUGGAACAGAUGUUUGCAAAGAGGCAGCAGACAUGAUCCUCGUGGAUGACGAUUUUCAGACAAUAAUGUCUGCCAUUGAAGAGGGUAAAGGAAUUUAUAAUAACAUAAAAAAUUUUGUUAGAUUUCAACUGAGCACGAGUAUAGCAGCAUUGACUUUAAUCUCACUGGCUACAUUAAUGAACUUUCCUAAUCCUCUCAAUGCCAUGCAGAUCUUAUGGAUCAAUAUUAUUAUGGAUGGGCCUCCAGCUCAAAGCCUUGGGGUGGAGCCUGUGGAUAAAGAUGUUAUUCAGAAGCCUCCAAGAAAUGUGAAGGAUAGCAUUCUGACCAAAAACUUGAUUGUUAAAAUACUGGUGUCAUCAGUAAUUAUUGUGUGUGGAACACUGUUCGUCUUCUGGAGAGAGUUAAGAGACAAUGUAAUAACACCUCGAGAUACAACCAUGACCUUCACCUGUUUUGUAUUUUUUGAUAUGUUCAAUGCUUUGAGUUCUAGAUCUCAGACAAAAUCUGUGUUUGAGAUUGGACUUUGCAGUAACAAAAUGUUUUGCUAUGCUGUCCUUGGAUCUAUAAUGGGGCAGUUAUUGGUCAUUUACUUUCCUCCACUUCAGAAAGUUUUCCAAACAGAGAGCCUGAGUGUCUUGGAUUUACUGUUUCUUCUGGGACUCACUUCCUCUGUGUGCAUAGUGACUGAGAUCAUAAAGAAGUUUGAGAGAAGCAAGGAAAAGAUCCAGAAACAUGGAAGUUCUUCUUCGUCAACUUCGUCUUUUCUUGAUGUAUGAUGCAUAUUGCAUUCUUUUGUUUGCAAACUUAGGGAUUGCUGUCUGAAGAUGUAGGAGAAAGCAAAACAAUAUUUGGAGGAUUAAGAAGUCCUGAGGGCUUUUGACAAGUCCUUUGUUUUACUGACUAAUGAUGAACAUUGGUGUUUCAAGACUGUUUAGAAUUUAACUUCCAGCUGUGGGAGUAACAAUUGAAAUUAUGCAACUUUGGUAACAUUUUUCCUCAAACCAAUUUACUUUUGAGAUUGAAUGGGAUUUUGUGUGUGGGGGGGGUUAAUUUAAAGAAAGAUCUAAGCCCAAGUCCCAUUUUCUGCACUUAGAGGUAUAAUUGUAUAAAAUUCUUCUCUUAGAUAUAAAUAUUUUAGUUUGUUUUUAUUUAAAACAUUGUACUAUUUUACUUUUAUGGUGGUGGGACUUUGCUACUAAUACAAGGAUUAAAAAAAUAUUUCAGAGGCAUUCCACUGGGUUUAGUCUGUCACAAGAGUGCCAUAUUCUAGCUACUGUAUUUAUUUACUUUAUCCUGCAAUGUGUAAGCGGCUCAAGUACCUUGUGCUACAGUUUUUUUUUUUGUAUCUGGAGGUUAUUUCUUUUUGCACAGGAUGUGACCGCUGUCGGAUCACUGUUUGUUCUUUUCUUUUUCUGUGAUUGAAAAGCCUA